UGGCCAUCUUGGCUCGAUUCACAUUCGCCUCCAUGGACUGAUAACUAGCCCCAUACUCUUAAAUGCCUGAGUUUUGAGGGAGGAAUGGGCUGCGUUAUGGUUUGGAAUGUAUUAUUUGCGCGUAAAGGGGGUAGUUUUAUCUUUUAAAAGCAUUUCUUUGGGUAUUUAAGUUCUGUAUAUUGCCAAAUAUGUCUGCUGCUGAUGAAUCCCGCAGUCUGGAGCAGCUGAAUAAAUUUGAGAAGCUGUCAGGGAGUCCUCCGCUCAGAGUGGCAGGCUCUAAGAAGAGAGUUCGCUGGCUUCAGGCUCAACGAAUCCUCGCCCAACCAUGCCCCAGCCUGCGGAUCCCUAACAGGUUUUUAAGAGAAGGUCACAGAGCCCCUCCAGCCCGGAGCGGACACCGCUGCGUUGCUGACAACACCAACCUCUACGUAUUCGGAGGCUACAACCCAGACUACGACGAGUCGGGCGGCUCAGAGAAUGAGGACUACCCGCUGUUCAGGGAGCUGUGGAGGUACCACUUUGCUACCGGGACAUGGCAGCAGAUCCGCACAGAGGGCUAUAUGCCCACCGAGUUGGCUUCCAUGUCAGCUGUUUUGCACGGUAACAACCUGCUUGUGUUCGGCGGGACUGGAAUCCCAUUCGGAGAAAACAAUGGCAACGAUGUUCACGUCUGCAACGUCAAAUACAAGAGAUGGUCACUACUCAACUGCAGAGGGAAGAAACCCAACCGAAUAUAUGGCCAGGCAAUGGCCAUCAUCAACGGCUUCCUCUAUGUGUUCGGAGGGACGACAGGCUACAUCUACAGCACAGAUCUCCACAGACUGGACCUCACCACACGAGAAUGGAUUCACCUCAAACCAAACAACCCUCCGGAUGACCUGCCUGAGGAGCGGUACAGACAUGAGAUAGCCCAUGAUGGACAGAGAAUAUACAUUUUAGGAGGAGGGACUUCCUGGACAUCCUACCCCUUAGACAAGAUCCAUGCAUAUAAUCUUGAAACAAAUUCAUGGGAGGAGAUCACGACGAAGCCUCAUGAAAGAAUAGGUUACCCAGCUCCAAGGAGAUGUCAUAGUUGUGUGCAGAUUAAAAAUGAUGUAUUUAUAUGCGGGGGCUACAAUGGGGAGCUUAUCUUAGCUGACUUGUGGAAGAUCAACCUGCAGACGUUCCAGUGGACUAGACUGCCUGCAGUGAUGCCUGAGCCAGCGUACUUCCACUGUGCUGCGGUCACCCCGGCUGGGUGCAUGUACAUCCACGGCGGUGUUGUAAAUAUCCAUGAAAAUAAGAGGACUGGCUCUCUGUUUAAGAUCUGGCUGGUGGUUCCCAGCCUGCUGGAGUUGUGCUGGGAGCGGCUUCUGAAAGCCUUCCCUCACCUGGCCCAGCUCCCUGCCAUGCAGCUGCUGAACCUGGGCCUGACACAGGAACUCAUCGAACGCUUAAAAUGAAGAGCGUGAGCGGCGUGAGCGGCGUGAACAGCGUGAGCGUGUGGUGAACAUGUCUGUCUGUGGAUUUGAGGAUGGCUGUGAUGCACUUGAGCCAGGGUCUGGAGACGAGGAACACGGGAGAGCUUUCUAAAGACCCCUUCUUCUUAUUCUGGAAUAUGUCCUCUAAGAUGUAGCCUGCCUUAAAACCAAAAACUAUGGAAUGCCUUUUUUGUUUUUUUUUUUUGUUUUUUUUCGUGUAUGCACUUUUAAUGAUUUAAAAUAUCAAGUGGAAUGUUUCGAGUCCUCUCCCACCCUCAUAAAAAAAAAAAAACAGCAGCGCCCCGAGUCGGCAGCAACCUGAAAAUGCUUCGUUUUUCAACGUUUUAGUAGGACAAUGUUCUUAUUUUAAAGGCCUCUAACCGUUUUGGUGUUCUCAAACUGGGCUGCAUGUUGUGUGUUGUUGUUUUUUUUUUUUGUUGUUGUUGUUUGUUUGUUUUUUGCCUUUUUUUAUUUAAUCUAACUUAAGUCUGUUUUUCAACACAUUUUCUAUUAUGUUUACUGUUUGUUCCCCAAAUAAUUGCUGAAGUAUAAUACAAUACAACAUAUAUAAGCCUGAUUUAAUGCAGUGAAUAGACUUACACAGACUCAACUUAAAGGAGAACUCUGGUGUAAAAUUGACUUUGGGUGUAGUAAAACAUGAUAAUGAGUACUAACCAGCUCUGUUCUUCUGGAGCUUUCCAAGAUCCAGUAUUUUGUUUUUUAUAUACAGUUUUUUCCAAACAUGCUUUAGAAUUGUAUGGGAUGAUAUGGGGCAUAUUUUGCCUCUGCAGAUAAAUCGCUUUUUACACCGUUAUUCAGGCUCAAAGUAGCUCCAAACCUUAUUUGUUGAAUCCAGAGAGCCCUGACAUUUAAAACGAAGCAUUAAUAACUUUAAAAGCGCACAAGAAGCUUAUUAAAAAACACUGUUUACAACCCAUAGUGUUAGCUACAUCUCCGGGCACCGCCAUCUUUUACCUGUCCUUUAAAGUAAUGCUUUGGGUUGUAAACAGUGUUUCAUUUUUAAAUGUCAGGGCUAUCCAUGUUUGGAUUCUACAAAUGAGGUGUGGAGCUACUUUGAACCUGGAUAACGAUGUAAAAAGUGAUUUAUCUGCAGGGGCAAAAUAUGCCCCAUAUCAUCCCAUACCAUUCUAAAGCAUGGAGAAACUGUAAAAAUAAAUUACUGGAUCUUGGAAAGCUGCAGGAGAGCAGAGAUGAGCUAUUUAACAAUGGGUAGUACUCUUUAUCAUGUUUUAAAGUUUAAAAAAUGUCAAUUUUACACCAGAGUUCUCCUUUAAUAGAAUAUGGUGGUUAUAAUAAUCUGGUUGCCAUCAUGAAUAUGCAUUAGCUACCCUAAUUGGCCAUGUCCUUACCUCAUUAUUAAAUCUUUAGGAAGGGGCCUGGUUUAUUCUUAUUGGGAUUUCAGGCCCAGUAGUAAUGGUGGCUAGUGUAAAUGUAAGUGUGUUAAAGUCAAAGUAAAAAAAAAAAAACAGCUUUUACCCUUUUUUUUUCCAUAGAUAGAAAUCAUCUUGUUGCAAACCAUCUGCACUUAAGACACAAAAAUGUAAGAUAUCCACCUCAUCCGUCGUCUUUUUGUUGUUUAAUCCAAUUGUUACAUCACUGUGAAUAUGGUGCUCCUUAAUAUAUAUUUAAUUUGCUUUUAAUGAAAUAAAAUCUACUUUACCUUCUGCCGAAACAACGGAACCCCCUCAGCUCUUACCUAUAAUUUAAAACAUGGUGGCGGUAGUUACAUUGAUUAUAAACUGAUAUUUUGUGCCUUUUCCUCAAGUUCCUCAAGUUCUCAAGUUACUUUCAACAAAAGAUGUGCUAUUUUUUUUUGCUUGUGUCUCGACACUCGACACAGAGCCUUGCUGUAAGCACUUUAUAAUAAUUUCACAUUUAAAUAUUUAAUCGGUAUUCUGCAAAAUACAUUGGUCCAGGUGUUUAAAAAGGGUAGGCUAUUGUUUAAAACUCAAGUUAUUAAGCUAAAAAUUUAACCUUAAGCAGUUUUAUGAGGUUUAUUAUAUUAGUAAACCUCAAGUACAAAUAAGUAAGCUGGAAAAAAAAACAUAUUUAAAUUAGCAAUAAUGUAGCUGGACUCUUCUCAUCUUUUACUACACUGACCUGUAAUAUACAUAUACAAAUACAAAUAUCGUAAUAUUUUGAUAUGUAUUAGGGGUAAAGAAGUGUGCACACCCACAUCUUCUGCCUGAAUGCCAAACAUUGCAGCUUCAAAGUGUUCAAACUAUAUAUGUAUCUUGCCUUUUAUGAUAGACGUUUGUUUAUUUGUGUGUUUUAUUUAUUUGAACAUUUAAACUACAUUUACUAUAAUUAGGCACCAGCAAAAAAAAUAAAAUAAAGUUAUGUUAGUAGCAUUAUCUUCUUGCAUCUUACUCUAAGCCUGUAGAUGUGUGUUAUCAUCGUCGAGUAAGAUGUUAAGCAGGGCCAGACGUGUCCAAAAUCCAAAAAAUAUACAGUUUCUGAAUCAAUUUCUCUGAUUUUGCUCUGAUUUAACAGUUUAUGUUUGAGUAAAAUGAGCAUUGUUGUUUUAUUCUAUAAAUUAGAAACAUUUCUCCAAAAUUCCAAAUAUAAAUAUUGUAAUUUAAAGCAUUUAUUUGCAGAAAAUUAAAAAAGAUCGGAGCUUUCAGACCUCAAAUAAUUCAAAGAAAAAAACAAGUUCAUAUUCAUAAAGUUUUAAGAGUUCAGAAAUCUUAAAAAAUAUUUGGUGGAAUAACCCUGGUUUUAAUCACAGUUUUCAUGCAUCUUGGCAUGAAAUGCAUGUUCUCCUCCACUAGUCUUACACACUGCUUUUGGAAAACUUUAUGCUGUUUCACUCCUGGUGCAAAAAUUCAAGCAGUUCAGUUUGGUGGUUUGAUGGCUUGUGAUCAUCCAUCUUCCUCUUGAUUAUAAUUCCAGAGGUUUUUAAUUUGGUAAAAUCAAAGAAACUCAUCAUUUUUAAGUGCUCUCUUAUUUUUAUGUGCCUCCCCCUUUAUUUUUGCUCUUAUUUUAUUGGUUCAGCAUGGCUUAGCUUAGCUCCUCUUUGCAUGAAGUCCAGACUCUGCAUUUCUGACUCUUGUUACUUUCACUCAGACUUCACGUCAGCACAGAUCUGCAGACGGUCCUGAUCGAUUGGGAUUAUAAUAAUGUCAAAUAUUCACACUAAACAAGAAGCUAUAUGCAUUUCUAUCGAGUCUGUGCUACAAAAAUAAGAAAAGAAAUAAAAGAAAAUGUUUAUAAUUUUGAGUGAUUUACGAAGGGUCUUGCUGGAUUAUGAUUUCUGCUGUGCAGCAAAUGGUUUUAAGGCAGCCAUUGAAUACAUGUAUUAUUGUACCUGUUUUGUGUUUUCAUUGUAGGAGAAUCAAUAAAUUUGUUCAAAGUUG
Messenger RNA from Astyanax mexicanus (Mexican tetra), 4837 nucleotides. It is a transcript of the gene klhdc10, whose product is annotated as kelch domain containing 10. NCBI's taxonomy places the organism in Eukaryota, Metazoa, Chordata, Actinopteri, Characiformes, Acestrorhamphidae. The coding region runs from base 189 to 1442 and encodes 417 amino acids. Gene Ontology annotation, biological process: positive regulation of stress-activated MAPK cascade. The record is from RefSeq and is a predicted model, not a curated record. Gene Ontology annotation, molecular function: protein binding. The transcript has 10 exons.